Molecule: messenger RNA, 408 nt
Organism: Cynara cardunculus var. scolymus (artichoke)
Lineage: Eukaryota; Viridiplantae; Streptophyta; Magnoliopsida; Asterales; Asteraceae
Product: purple acid phosphatase 2-like
Exons: 3
Coding region: 1-408 (135 amino acids)
Molecular function (GO): metal ion binding; acid phosphatase activity
Source: RefSeq, a predicted model, not a curated record
AUGCCUUUCGAUAGUGAUGUAUUCUCUCUUCCUUCUGGCUACAAUGCUCCUCAGCAGGUGCAUAUAACUCAAGGGGCUCAUGUGGGAAGAUCAGUGAUAGUGUCUUGGGUGACUCAAAACGAACCUGGUUCUGAAACCGUUGUUUAUUGGGCCGAAAGUAGCCACCGGAAACACAACGCCACCGCCAUGGUCACUACUUAUAAGUAUUAUAACUACACAUCUGGAUUCAUUCAUCAUUGCACUAUCAAGCAUUUAAAGUUUGAUACAAAGUACUAUUACGAGAUCGAAACCAGUCCAACGGUAAGGAGGUUCUGGUUCAUGACUCCUCCAGCCGUCGGACUUAUAAACAAAUUAUGCAGCCACCAUCUACCCUAUGCUGCUACAAUUGGAUCUUUUUUAAUGCUGUAA